Drosophila hydei is the source of this 431-nucleotide messenger RNA. RefSeq lists its product as uncharacterized. The record is from RefSeq and is a predicted model, not a curated record. The coding region runs from base 96 to 272 and encodes 58 amino acids. The transcript is spliced from 2 exons. Lineage: Eukaryota; Metazoa; Arthropoda; Insecta; Diptera; Drosophilidae.
GGAGCAAUCAGUUUCGACAAAAUUCUAACUAAAUUUAUUCAACUUGAAGGAAAUUUGAAAAAUUCAAAAACAUAAAUAGAUUUGAGGUUCUCAAGAUGCCGAGUGAAACCCAGUCUAAGGCCAAGAGCCCAUUUCUACAAUUUAGCUCCGCUGCAGGCAGCCCAGAAACCAAACGCAAGAUGUUGCUGUUCAGGCAGUUGCUAAAACGGGAGAUCGACAGGGACAUGAGGCCUCGAAAAGCCGUUCAUGUGCGCCGAUUAUCAGAAUUCUGAACAAUAAUGUUGUCCCUGUAGUUUUGUUGCAAUGGAACGUAGUGACCAAAAUUCGGCAUAUUUUCGACCUCUGUUUUCAGUUUUUCAAUUUUUCAAUUUCAUCAUGUUUUUUGGUCCAUAAUAAACUUUCACUGGCAAAAUUUAGACAAAAGUUUUUGU